AGCUGAGAGCUGCACCGCCUAGUCUGUCCCAGCAGAGGAAAGGUUGGGUCUCUGAGGGGCCACUGCUGUCCCAUUGAAGCUUCCAGAAUGGCUUGUGGUGAUCAUGGGGGGUCACCCCUUCACUUGGCUCCUAUACUCCUCCUGCUUUUGUGUCUCCAUUUGCCAGGUACUGUAUCCAGAGGUGACCAGGGGAUGGAUGGGGAGCAACUGGAACCACUGCCCUCAGGGGUGGAUGCUGGCAUGGAGCCCAAAGGGUUCUUGACGCCCCAGAUCCGACGGGGCCAGGUAGGACCAUCUUGGUCCUAUGGAAGACCACCUGGAAACGAGUAUGAAAGACCUGAUGGUGGACAAUUUGGGUCAUAUGGAGGACCCUUUGGACCAUAUGGAGGAGACAGCUCUUCUGGAAGACCUGGUAGACUGCAUGGAGGAAGCACGUAUGGGUCAUCUGGAGGUUCUGGUUCUGGAUCAUAUGGAAGUGGUGGGUUUAAACCUAUGGUAUAUGGAAGUUCCUGCUCUGAAACAGUUAGAGAAGAUGGGUCUGAGCCAUCUGGAAGUUCCUGCCCUGGGUCAGGAGGAGGUGGGUUUGGAGGGGGAGCUUCAAGUUAUGGAUCGUCUGGAGGGGGCAGGCCUAAACUACCUGGAAAAUCUUGCCCUGAAUCACCUGCAAGUGGUGGGUCUGGAUCAUCCGGGCGCCCCUGCUCCCGACCAUCUAGAGGAGCUAGAAUUGAAUUAAUUGGACAAGGUGGGCCUAAUAUGUACCCAGGUUCCAGUUCUGGACCAUCUCGGGGAUACAUCUCUGGAUCUUAUGAUGGAGGCAGGUCUGAAUCAUAUCUUGGAGGUAGUUCCAGAUCAGCUUGGGGAGGCAGGAGGAACCAGCCAGGAUCAUUUGGGGCAGCUGGAUCUGGAUCAUAUGGAAAUGCUGAGUGGGGUGACUCUGCAGGCAGCUUCUCAGGGUACAGGGACUCCAGUUCCUCUGGGCAUAUCCGGCUACAGGCUAAGCCCUCAGGCAUCCCCUACAUACUGGGUAUCAGUGGCCUGGGCCGACGCACAGCGUUCAUUCCAGUUCACAAGGAUCCAGAGAACUCUGGCAUGGUCAGUCCUUCUGCGCCAGAUGGGUCAGUCCUUCUGCGCCCACAUGACAAGGAUCCUGAUGUCCCCUCUGUGGCACCCCUCUCUGAACGACUGAACCUUGGCAACACUGACUACCACUCUCCGGGGAAUGCUGCUGAUGCCGCUGAUAAAGAGGGAGCAGGGAUGGGCAGUGGAGAUGUUGCCACCUCUGGGAGUGACUUCUCUGAUCCUACUGUGCACGGUGAUGCUUAGACCCUGGACCAGGAAAGGGAAGUAGGGUGGCCUAGGAGCUAGCACUAGGAUACAUGGGUGUUUUGCUUUGGUCCUGGAGUGAGGUCUAGCCAUCAGUUAGGAAAUGGAAGCCAGGACUCCUGGGUCCUCUACUUUAUUCUGGGAGUUGGUUCUAGCUCUUUGAUUUAGGAAAUAGGAUCCAGGACACCUGGGUUCUUUUCCCAAUUUUGCUGUCAUUUUGUUGCGGGCCCCUUGACUGCUCUGUGCCUCAAUUUCCCCACAUAUUCAGAGGGGUUUUUUGCUGGGCUCGUUGCUGUGGUGGAAACCCUUGCUGUGUACAUGGUCAGUCCCUUGCAUUGCUGUGUUCAUUAUAGCCUUCAUUGCUGUCAAGCCAGCAGCCAAAGGAUGCGUCUCCACCCAACCUACCCUUUGGGGCCCUUGUAUUGCUGGGAGGGGCUGGGGAGAGGGUGACCGUUUACUUCUGCUUCUUGUUUCUGUGGCACAAAAUGUUUUCAAUAAAAUCCUUGCAUUGG
This is a messenger RNA of Alligator sinensis (Chinese alligator), 1835 nucleotides long. Its product is annotated as keratin, type I cytoskeletal 9-like. Bases 88 to 1323 code for a protein of 411 amino acids. The transcript is spliced from 2 exons. The record is from RefSeq and is a predicted model, not a curated record. NCBI's taxonomy places the organism in Eukaryota, Metazoa, Chordata, Crocodylia, Alligatoridae.